This is a messenger RNA of Urocitellus parryii (Arctic ground squirrel), 2461 nucleotides long. It is a transcript of the gene Slc25a29, whose product is annotated as solute carrier family 25 member 29. Gene Ontology annotation, cellular component: mitochondrion. Gene Ontology annotation, molecular function: high-affinity L-arginine transmembrane transporter activity. NCBI's taxonomy places the organism in Eukaryota, Metazoa, Chordata, Mammalia, Rodentia, Sciuridae. The record is from RefSeq and is a predicted model, not a curated record. Gene Ontology annotation, biological process: mitochondrial L-ornithine transmembrane transport.
GGAGCUCCUGUCACCCCAAGACGUGAAGAGCCUCAGCUCUAGGUGUUCUAGGACUUGGGCCAGAUUUCACUCCCAGACAGUGAGGGCUUCUUCCAGACCCAGGUCAACACCAAGAGCUGGGUUGACCUAAGCUUGACAUCCCAGCUGCUGGGCCUGGGCACUCAUUGGUGCCUGUGUCCUGCAGAUACUUAAAGACAGCCCAGAUGUCAGUGAGGCUGACCCAAGGAAGGGACAGUGCUGCUUCACAUCAGUUCUGCUGAGAGCCCGCAGUGCCAGUGUCGAGGGCUUCAGGAGAAGCAGAGGUGCCCUGGAGACCCAGAACACUGAAGGGAAAGACACUCGCCUCGCAGGGCCCCAGCCGAGCUGCAGUGCCUGGUGUACGACUCCAGGUGCAGAGUGUGGAGAAGCCCCAGUACCGAGGGACCCUACACUGUUUCCAGACCAUCAUCAAGCAGGAGAGUGUGCUGGGCCUUUACAAGGGCCUGGGCUCGCCGCUCAUGGGGCUCACCUUCAUCAACGCGCUCGUGUUCGGGGUGCAAGGCAAUACUCUCCGGGCCCUGGGCCAGGACUCACCGCUGAACCAGUUCCUGGCUGGUGCGGCUGCGGGCGCCAUCCAGUGCGUCAUCUGCUGCCCCAUGGAGCUGGCUAAGACUCGGCUGCAGCUGCAGGACGCCGGUCCAGCCCGUACCUACAAGGGCUCCCUGGACUGCCUGGCGCAGAUCUACCAGCGCGAGGGCGUGCGCGGCGUCAACCGGGGCAUGGCGUCCACUCUGCUGCGGGAGACGCCCAGCUUCGGCGUGUACUUCCUCACCUACGACGUGCUCACGCGCAUGCUAGGCUGCGAGCCCGGCGACCGCCUGCUCGUGCCCAAGCUGCUGCUGGCCGGCGGCAUGUCGGGCAUCAUGUCCUGGCUGUCCACCUACCCAGUGGACGUGGUCAAGUCGCGGCUGCAGGCUGAUGGGCUGCGGGGCGCCCCGCGCUACAGCGGGAUCCUCGACUGCGUGCGCCAGAGCUACCAGGCUGAGGGCUGGCGCGUCUUCACGCGAGGGCUGGCCUCCACGCUGCUGCGYGCCUUCCCCGUCAACGCGGCCACCUUCGCCACCGUCACCGUGGUUCUCAGCUACGCCAGAGGAGAGGAGGCCCGGCCUGAGGGCGAGGCCGCGCCAGCUGCCCCCGCAGGGCCCGCCCUGUCCCAGCCCUCCAGCCUGUGAUGCCCCUCCUGCCCUGGGGCCAGGCCACUCUGCAGAACCCCACAGACAUCAGGCCGCCCCUUGCAGUGUAAGGUUGAGAAGCCAUCACCCCAGACCGGAGUGCCACAAAACAAUGUUGUCAGGGUGGCUAAGGGCAUGAAAUCUAAGGGCCGGUCUCAAGCCUGGGCCAGUACUCCAUCAGACUUGGGUUCAGUUCCCUCAUCAGCUUGACCUGAACCGUGAAUCACUCCUCCGGCCUGGGUCUUCUCACCUGAGAUGGGACCCUCUUAUCUAUGUGUGUCAGCCAGGAAGGUCAGAGAUGGUGCCCUAGCCGUCUAGCACCAGGACUGCCUGAGUUGGUGUCUGGACCUGGAACUUACUCCAAAACCCCACCAACACUCCAGCCCUGCUCCCAGAUCCGCUCUUCCUGCUCUUGCCCUGCAGGUUACCUGCGAGAUCUCUGAUUGACAGGCUGCCCAGGGAAGAUUUGACCUCCUCUGUAUUGGGACAGGUGUUGGCUUGGAGCUUCUGGCAUGGCACAACCAGAUGCUCUACCAUUGUGCCAGCUUUUCCAUAUGACAGCUCAGAGUACCCUAGCAGCUGCCCUUCUUACUGUAGGGUGACCUGGGGCCUUGGCAGGAAGUCUGCUGGAGUCUCCUUGUCAGCGGAAGAACCGGUUGGGGAAAGAGACAGGCAGUGAGAAAUCUCAACAGUUAAAUUGGUACAGCAGCUCGGCAUGUGGCACACAACUUUAAUCCCAGUGCCUCAGGAAGCUGAGGCAGGAGGAUCUCAAGUGUGAGCCCACCCUCAGCAAUUUAGUAAGGCCCUGUCUCAAACAAAAAAUGACGUAGCUGUAAUCAGGAGAAGUCCUCUCACUAAGACCUCAGGGUUCCUGUCUGCAAAUGGGGGCAGAGGUCAGUUGAUAUCUGGGUUUAUGGGUCACUACCACCAUCCAGGAUUCCCCAGAGUAUGUAGAGGCUUGGCCAGAGAGUGGCAUGGGAUCCCUUCCAGAGGCUGGGCAGCUUGGCUCRUGGAGUGGAAGUUCCAUGUCUGCUCUCAGCAAAUGGUACCUGCCAGCCAGUCUCCUCAGUGCCUGGUGUCCCUGUGAGGGACAGAAGGGCUUGUUAGUGGGCACAGGCAAGGCUGGUGCGGGUCCCUUCACUCUGAGGAAUGUUAACUCCCCAAAGGAGGCAGACUGCUCGGUGAGGACCCCAGCUCGGUACAGCCUCGUGUUAUUGUAUAGAAACCAAGGGAAUAAAGUGCUGAUGGUU